GAAGGCGGAACUUCCGGCAGCACAGGUUGGACACGGAGUAGAAGACUUCAGCUCCCUAAAAUCGGAAGAAAGCCGUGAAGAACAUCGAGUUACGGCUUGUCAAAUAAUUGUGAUGAUUCUCACUAAUGGAAGACAUCAACCUACGUUAUCGCUUUUUGAACUGGAGAAGGCGAAUACGGGAAAUUCGUGAUGUGCGAGCAGUGCGAUACAGGGAGCGCCUGAAAAGGAUGCUGAGGGAUGGGGAUGUACUCAGGUACCACGGGAACUCAGAUGAAGUUGGCUGUUUUGUGGCGGCCAGGCCGUUGUCGAGGAGAAGUCGCUAUUUUGAAGUGACCAUCAUCGAUACAGGCGUGAGGGGAAUGAUCGCUGUGGGUUUAGUGCCUCAGCUCUACAAGUUGGACCAUCAGCCGGGCUGGCUCCCGAAUUCUGUGGCUUUGCAUGCAGAUGAUGGCAAGCUGUAUAACGGCAACACGGUUGGACAACAGUUUGGUCCCAAAUGCAGCCGAGGGGACAGAAUCGGCUGUGGAAUAUCCUUAGAAUCUGAUGAUGGACAGCUGACUGUGUUUUUCACCAAGAAUGGUAAAGAAGUGGGCAGUCUUGACGUGGCAGCGUCUGAAGCGCUCUACCCUGCAGUGGGCAUGCACUCGCUGGGGGAGGAAGUGCUGCUGGACCUGCAUGCUGAAUGGGCCAUGGAGGAGGAGGACGGACUGAUGAUAGUGGACAGCCAUGAAGACGACUGGGGCCGCCUCCAUGACAUUCGAGUGUCUGGCACACUGCUGGAGUACGUGGGGAAAGGAAAGCGCAUCGUGGACGUGGGCUUGGCUCAGGCGCUCCGCCCGCUCAACACGCGCUUCCACUACUACGAGUUGGAGAUCGCCGACGCCGGGGAGAAGUGCUACAUUGCCCUGGGCCUGGCGCGCAAGGAUUAUCCGAAAAACCGACAUCCAGGUUGGAGCAGAGGGUCCAUCGCUUAUCAUGCUGACGACGGCAAGUUGUUCCAGGGCAGCGGCGUCGGGGACGCCUUUGGACCGCGCUGCUUUGCGGGAGACAUCAUGGGCUGCGGGAUCAUGUUUCCACGCGACUUCAGCCACCAGGGUGGAGAUGACGACGGAUGGGAUCUGGAGGUGUUUCCACAGCCCAGUGACGUUCAGAACGACUUGUAUGCAAGCGACGAUGACGACGACGAUGAAGGUGCAGACUUGGAGGGAUCUAAGGUCACGGUGUUCUUCACCCGGAAUGGAAAGGUGGUGGGCCGCAGGGAGGUGGCCUUACCUGCAGGAGGUUUCUACCCCACCAUUGGCAUGAUGAGCACCGGGGAAAAAGUUAGAGUGGACCUGCACCCUCUUAGUGGAUGAAGACUCCAGGCAACAUUACCUCAUCAUUAACGGGCUGCUGCAACAUGCUAGCAGCGUGUUUGACGUGUUUGUGCCUCAAAAAAAUCAUAAUGUGGCCUUUUUGUACUUAAAAAAAAAGAAGCAGAGCAAAGUAGGUUUAUUCAUGUUAUGAGAAAUAAUUUAGCCACGCUGUACAACCGCAUGUCCAAUGACUGCUGUGUUGCUGACACCUAGCGGUCGGAUGCGGUAGUGCAGUCGUUUUUUAGUAUCCUAUUUCCCCUCCCCCAGUCCGUCUUUAUAAUUCUUGGUAAGUAAAUAAAAAUAAUUAAAUGCCAAGAAUUUGGAAGGCAUACUAAAUAAUUUUUUUUAAAGUUGUCAGCAGCCUGUUGAAAACAAAAAGGGAAUACAUGAAAUCAUUUUAAUAUGAAUCAAUUCAUGACCAAAACAAUUCAUUUCGAGUUCUUGACAAUGAAGCCAUAAACAACUUUUACCGAUCUCAGGAAUAUUUACUUGUCAAAAAUGAUUUAUUUAUUCUAGACGCACGUCCUUUGCUUGUUUUGUUUUUUGUUUUUUUGGGGUCUUGGAUCAAUUUUUUGGUGCCUAAUCAAUAGUUUAAUAUUAGUUACGGAUUUAAUUUAAUUUUAGGUUUCAGGCCUUAAUUCUAUUCCUCUGCAGGCACAGAAAGGCGGCUCUGGGUUCAAAUGUCACAUUUUUGUGGUGGCCCACAGUCCAAAAAUGUACAUGUUAGCUUCACUGAACACCAUAUCUCUAUGCUGGGGUAGGUUCCAGCGUCUCUAUGAGCCAGAACAGGGUAAGGCAAGGAGUGUCCAAACUGCUGAUUUUGGCCCACAGUUUGUUUUUAUUGACCCUGGCAUUUCAAAAAAAUGCCAUUAAUAAUUCAUUUUCUAUCCCGCUUGUCCUUACUAGGGUGAAUGCUGGAGCCUAUCCCAGCUGACUUUGGGCAAGAGGCGGGAUACACCCUUAACUGGUCGCCAGCCAAUCACGGCACAUAUACUGUACACAACCAUUCACACUCACAUUCAUACCUAUGGACACUUAGACUCUCCAAUUAAUCUAACAUGCAUGUUCUUGGAAUGUGGGGGGAAGCCGGAGUACCGCAGGAGCAAACCGCAAUUGAUAAUUAAUGAGAUAUGUUAUUAGAUAUGACACUAAUUUACCUUGUUGCCUAUAACACAAAGCUAAGAUGAUGUGUUCACAUAGUUGAGCAUAUCUUGACCUACAUUGCAUUGUUUUUUGCAUCCUUAAGGCAGAAAAUGUAGAAAAAAAUGUAAUGAUUGAAUGUAUGGAUGCUGUCAUGGGAUUACCAGCUUUAACUUUGGCGAUUGAAGGCUGCUUUUUCACAACAAUACUUUAACUGUACAAUGCCAAUCAUUGACCAAAGUGCCUGUGUGAACACGCACUGUCCUCACACGUGUGUGUACUGUAAUGCGUUUAGCACAAUGCUGUAUAAAAAUGUCUUUUGUGCCCUUCUGCACUUUCAAUUCAUGUGUGAUGGCUUUAAAAUCCUCCUCAAGCAAUGUUGUCCAUUGCUAUGCCUCAGAUUUGAUGCAAGCAUGCCAAAAACAAUGUCGGAUAUAAAUAUGACAUUUUAUUUCACCAGAAUGUGUGUCUGUUCUUGUACAAUAAUGGUAAACUGUAUGAUACUUGUAUAUUUUGGUUUUUGAAGUCUUAACUCAGAUAUGCACAACAG
Messenger RNA from Dunckerocampus dactyliophorus (ringed pipefish), 3045 nucleotides. RefSeq names its product SPRY domain-containing protein 3-like. The record is from RefSeq and is a predicted model, not a curated record. The transcript has 11 exons. Lineage: Eukaryota; Metazoa; Chordata; Actinopteri; Syngnathiformes; Syngnathidae. Gene Ontology annotation, molecular function: protein binding. Bases 126 to 1355 code for a protein of 409 amino acids.